CCAGGGGCCGCGCGUGAAUUCGUACGAUCCCAAUCCAAUAAUCCAAUCCAAUCCGGAUAAAUUUUAAUCUUGGAUUAGAUCUACAGUCAAAACAGUAAUGUUUAAUAAUGAGAUAGAGAAACAGAUAUUACAAGCCUGAGUCGACACUCUAUAAACAUGGGGGCUGAGCAGAGCAACUCGAGUGCAGCUCCGUUGAAGUCACAAAGAGACGAAGACAUCCCAUACACUUCAUACUCUAUAAGUAAACCUAUUAACAAUGGAAAACAACAAAAAGCACAAGAUAGCCCAAAAGCGUCACCUAGACUAAAAGAUAAAGCUAAAUCUAGUCACCAUAGAGACAAGGAAACAAACAAAGAUUCUCAUUUGAAGAAUAACACACUUGUGGUUGUCGCUAAGGGCAACCAAGGGAACACACAAAUUGACCCGGAACUCUUAAAGCUUGAUGCUAUCCCUGUGUUUUUGCCUCUCAUGCGGGGGUCACUGAAUAUUCCAAAUAUGAGAGACCCUGAAGUGCUUGAUAAGCUUGAUUAUAGACAGGUGCUUGAAAUGUGUCUGAGGUAUCAGGAACACUUGCGUCAGAGCUCUGAGGCUGUUGCCUUUGAUCAGAAUGCCCUCUGUGUCCGAAUAAAAGAGAUAGACUACAUUACACACAGUUUAAUGACAUCCAUAGUUGAAAGACAGAAAAAGUUUGCUAAAUAUGCUGAACAAAUCCAGAAAAUUGGAGAAAUAAAUAUUGUACUUAACAAAGUCAAAAUGAACGUUGAACAGACAACUGCCCUAAUGGAGCGUUUGAACAAUGUUCUUCCACCUGAAGACAAACUUGAACCUUUCUCCAUGAAGCCUGCUUAAAAUAGGCCUUUCUUCACAAAGCCUGCUUAAAAUGGGCCUUUCUCCAGGAAUCCAUCUUAAAAUGGGCCUCGCUCCAUGAAGCUUGUUUAAAAUGGGCCUUUCUCCAUGAAGCCUGCUUAAAAUGGGC
Messenger RNA from Owenia fusiformis, 976 nucleotides. Lineage: Eukaryota; Metazoa; Annelida; Polychaeta; Sabellida; Oweniidae. The record is from the annotation of a GenBank genome assembly.